GAAGAGGCGCAGAACCGCGAGACUCCAAGUCCGCCCAUGAGUAAGAGCAAAUGCUCGGCGGGACUCAUGUCGUCCGUGGUGGCCCCGGCUAAGGAGCCCAACGCCGUGGGCCCGAGGGAGGUGGAGCUCGUGCUGCUGAAGGAGCAGAACGGGGUGCAGCUCACCAACUCCACCCUCGUCAGCCCGCCGCAGAGCCCCGGGGACGCCCAGGAGCGCGAGACCUGGAGCAAGAAGAUCGACUUUCUCCUCUCGGUCAUCGGCUUUGCGGUGGACCUGGCCAACGUCUGGCGGUUCCCCUACCUGUGCUACAAGAAUGGCGGCGGUGCCUUCCUGGUCCCCUACCUGCUCUUCAUGGUCAUUGCUGGGAUGCCGCUUUUCUACAUGGAGCUGGCCCUCGGGCAGUUCAACCGGGAAGGGGCCGCCGGUGUCUGGAAGAUCUGCCCCAUACUGAAAGGCGUGGGCUUCACGGUCAUCCUCAUCUCACUCUACGUCGGCUUCUUCUACAACGUCAUCAUCGCCUGGGCGCUGCACUACUUCUUCUCCUCCUUCACCAUGGAGCUCCCGUGGAUCCACUGCAACAACACCUGGAACAGCCCCAACUGCUCAGACGCCCACUCCGGCAACUCCAGCGACAGCCCAGGCCUCAACGACACCUUCGGGACCACACCCGCUGCCGAGUACUUUGAGUAA
This is a messenger RNA of Propithecus coquereli (Coquerel's sifaka), 690 nucleotides long. RefSeq names its product sodium-dependent dopamine transporter-like. Bases 37 to 690 code for a protein of 217 amino acids. NCBI's taxonomy places the organism in Eukaryota, Metazoa, Chordata, Mammalia, Primates, Indriidae. The record is from RefSeq and is a predicted model, not a curated record. The transcript has 3 exons. Gene Ontology annotation, molecular function: dopamine:sodium symporter activity; norepinephrine:sodium symporter activity. Gene Ontology annotation, cellular component: neuron projection; neuronal cell body membrane; plasma membrane. Gene Ontology annotation, biological process: sodium ion transmembrane transport; dopamine uptake involved in synaptic transmission.